AUUUGAAACUCUGGAAGUCCGUGUUUCAGGUCCUUCUCCUUGUGAGCACUCACAUGCUCCCUAGAGGACAAGGACAGCCCAUAAGCAGCUGCAGCACAUCAGCCUCACAGAGUCUGGAGUGUUCUUUUGUUCUGUAGAGUACCUGAAAGUGGCCCUUAUCCAAAACCACCAUGAAAACCACGAUAUUCUUCAUUCUCUUGACCGCUGUGACUCGUUCAAGAGGCCAGUACCACUAUCAGGGUCUGAUGAACUACUUGGAAAACAGGAUGCUUGCUAUGGAGGAGCGCAUUGCCCUGUGGCAAGAACAGAACAACCGCUACAGCUCUGACCUAAAGGAAUUCAGGCAGCAGGCUGCAGAUCUGUUGGGAAAGUUGGGCAAGGAGCAUGAUAAAUUGCGUUCAGACAUGGAGGGCACAGGAGCAAGGGUAGACCGCGUGGAGCGUGAGAUGGACUACAUUGAAACCAAGAAUCCCCCUAAACCUUGUGUGAAAGCAGCAGACAAAAUGGUGGAACAAGACGUGGUUGUCAAAGAGGGGAAGAAGGAAGAGUUCUUUGAGUUGUCUGUGUGCGUGAACAUUGUAUCCAGUCUAAAAGCAAUGAAGAUCCUUAAGAGAUUGGGAAGCCCAAAAGGUGUCUGGACCAAAGAUGCCAGGUCAGCAAAAGUCUAUGUCUUCAACGGCACGUCCGAUAACACGCUGUACGAGUUCAACUCCGUGCGAGAGCUCUCAGCAUCAUCAGGCGUAUCUAAAGGCAAGCAGAUCACUGUGCCCACCGCUUGGAACGGGACCGGUCAUGCAGUCUACGAUGGCUUUCUCUAUUACGUCAGUGAAAGUUCAGAACUCCAAGUUAUCAAGUAUGACCUCAAGAAUGGUUUGGUUGCAGACAGCGCGGUCCUUCCCAUGGACGAUCACAGCCCGGUGUACCAGCUCAAUCCAGAGACACUGGUGGACCUGGUGGCAGAUGAGGAUGGGCUAUGGGCACUGUAUCCGGCUGGAGACACUAUUAAUCUUGCAAAGAUGGAUAUAGAUUCACUGGAUAUAGAGCAGAUGUGGGACACAGCAUGUCCAAGAAACAAUGCUGAAGCUGCUUUUAUUGUUUGUGGCACAGUCUAUGUGGUUUACAACACCAAGCCAUCGAGCCGUUCGCGUGUGCAGUGUGUGUUUGAUGUGAAUGACAUGGUAAGCAGCGGAGAGGCUCCUUUGAUUUAUUUCCCCAGGCGCUACGGGGCCCAUUCCAGCCUUAAAUACAAUCCUGAGGAGCGGCAGCUCUAUGCCUGGGAUGAUGGGUACCAGAUUCUGUAUAAACUAGUGCUGAAGAAGAAGUUAUGGGCGAUUAUGCCACCACCUGAGGAAUAGUGUCUCUUUUUUAGCAUUUAAAGGCCUUGUAUGCUCCUGGGUACAAAACGUUUGUGAUUUUCCUAAAGGAAUAGUUACUGAAAAUGAAAAUCCUGCCAUUAUUUACUCACCUUCAUGUUGUCAAGUUUGUAUGGAUUCUUUUUUGUGUUUCAAAAGGAACACAAAACCACCACUAAUGUUUUUCUUGAGUCAGAACUUUUAAAUGAAUUGGUUGAUCCAGUUCACAAAACCAGUCUGAAUGAUUUGUUCAUGAUUAAACCUGGUCUCAAGUUCAAAUCACGGAUUCAGUGAUUCAGUUGCAGCAGUUGACUGCUCACUGAAGGAAAAGAUUGUCUGCUUAUUAUAAACAACUUUAAUUUCGG
Carassius carassius (crucian carp) is the source of this 1717-nucleotide messenger RNA. Its product is annotated as olfactomedin-like protein 3B. Gene Ontology annotation, biological process: signal transduction. Lineage: Eukaryota; Metazoa; Chordata; Actinopteri; Cypriniformes; Cyprinidae. The record is from RefSeq and is a predicted model, not a curated record. The transcript has 3 exons. Bases 171 to 1355 code for a protein of 394 amino acids.